This is a messenger RNA of Lampris incognitus (smalleye Pacific opah), 2408 nucleotides long. It is a transcript of the gene slc25a47b, whose product is annotated as solute carrier family 25 member 47b. The record is from RefSeq and is a predicted model, not a curated record. Bases 261 to 1142 code for a protein of 293 amino acids. NCBI's taxonomy places the organism in Eukaryota, Metazoa, Chordata, Actinopteri, Lampriformes, Lampridae. The transcript is spliced from 6 exons. Gene Ontology annotation, molecular function: transmembrane transporter activity. Gene Ontology annotation, cellular component: mitochondrion. Gene Ontology annotation, biological process: transmembrane transport.
UACAGGCGUCCCAGUCCUUGCGCUGUGGGUCGUUUACUGUCAUUUUAAUUACUGAAAGAUAAUCUCUCGUACCCUACACAUCGUAGGAUAGUAUUAAUAUUAAUCGUCGUUUUGUCAAAAAGUGGGAUUAUCUGGGCCAAUGUUUUUGACGUCGGAAGGUGAAAGUGACAGGCUGUCUUGUUAGUUCGCUUUUAACAAAACUAGAAGCCUGCCAGCUGAAUGAAACCUCACUAUUUGCCUGAGAUUGACGCAGAGAAAGGAUGCAUUUCGCCGAUUUCCUCGCUGGCUCUGUAGGAGGGGCAUUUGGUGUGGCGGUUGGGUACCCACUGGACACGGUUAAGGUGAGGAUACAAACUCAAAACAAGUACAGGGGAGUUUGGCAUUGUAUCCGCUCCACAUGCAAGUCUGAAGGGGUGAAUGGCUUCUACAAGGGCAUGUCCAUGCCUAUCACAACAGUGUCCCUCAGUUCUUCUGUGGUUUUUGGGACCUACAGGAAUGUUCUUCAGUGCCUCUGUCAAAUUCGACAUGGAAGUCUUGAUGCCCGACCCGCCAAACUGGACAUCUUUCUCUCAGGGUUGGCUGGAGGAGUUGCACAGGUAUCAGUUAUGUCUCCAGCUGACAUAGUGAAGGUGCGUCUGCAAUGCCAGGUGGUUCCCUAUAAAGGAUUCUCCGCAGAGGCCCCAAAGCCAAAGUACCGUGGCCCCAUCCACUGUCUGAUGACUAUUGCCCGUGAGGAAGGAGUUCUAGGGCUGUACAAGGGAGCCCAGGCCCUGGCUCUGAGAGAUGGACCCUCUUUUGCCACUUACUUUACUACCUACAACAUUAUCUGUGAACGGCUUACAGCUCCAGGGCAAACCCACCCAGAGUGGAUAGUGGUCCUGCUGGCAGGAGGUCUCUCAGGUAUAUGUGGCUGGUUUAUUGGCACACCCAUGGACCUGAUCAAAGCUCGUCUCCAGAUGGACUGGAUGGGGGAGAGGAGAUACCGGGGCUUUUUUCACUGCAUUACCAGCUCCGUACGCUCUGAGGGGCCCGGUGUCCUCUUCAAGGGACUGAGUCUUAACUGCAUACGUGCCUUCCCUGUCAACAUGUCAGUGUUUGCAAUGUAUGAAGUAGUGAUUCGCCUUUUGAAACCAUCAGCUUAAUGUUAUAAGUUUUUGGACAUUUAUUCUUCUUAGAAAUGCAAGUGUGCCAAUUUUUUUUUUGUUUUUUGAACACAGUAUGUCUCACCAGGAGGUAAUUGAUAUGAUACAUAUGAAGGGAUGGCUUUGUUUAUGAUUUCUAAUCUCUGGAGGCAUGGCAGAGGAAGUUUGCAAAGGAAGCAGUGCUGAUAUUGUACACUUUAAUAUUUGUGUGGGAGCAGGAAAGUUUUCUAAAUAAGGAAAAUGGAUUCAUAUACAAUAUUUUUUCUGAUUCUUUUAAGUGCUGGUGUGUGAAUUUGAUGAUAUUUUUUUCCCCUGGAGAUGCUAUAUUUUUUAAAUUGCUAUUUUCAUUGUAGAGGUACCCAGCAAAGGACUCUUUGAUGGAAUAUUCCAGGUACUGUACAAUAUCUGAACUAUGUAAAGUAUUUCAAGGAAACUACCUUCCUUGCAAACGUAACAUUCUUCUUAUAACACAGAGGCAUACAAUGCAGUCUUUUAAUGGACCACGAUUACCACAUUUCGGUUGACAAACCAAACCCUUUAACACUACAGAAUAGUUGAUACUAAACGGUUUAUGAAAAUAUAUUUAAGUGGUGAUGUUUUUUGUUGCUUUUUGUUUUUGAAGUGAGAAACUGGGGUAUAUCUAUAUUCUAUGUUUUGGAAACCCCUAAAGUCUGACAUUGUGAAAUUGUCUUUGCAAGACAUUUCAAUUUUAGGGUUCUGCACUACCACAUGGAAUUGAUAAUAUUACUAAUUUUUACUUGAUAUUAUUUUGCAUGUAUCAGUGUUGCAAUUUGUGAUCAUGUGUCUUUUUCACAAGGCAGCAUAAGAAACUACUGUUAUCUCAAGGGGCCAUCUGUCUUCAGAUCUCCUGGAUGUGAGUUUUGCUGGAUUGAACAAUGUCAUUUUUGAAACCUACCUCUGUGAAACAGCAUUUUAAUUAGGACCACCUCGUGUAGUUCUGGCCCCAGAGACAUGGCAGCAUCAUUUCAACUCUCACUUACAGAAGGCAGUCCAUAUUCUGAAUUGACUAAUGAUCAAACCUUUUCAACAAUGAUUUUAAUACCUCAUUUUUACUAGCCUAAUUGUUUCUAAGCGACAGUGUUGACAUUUGCUGAGGUGUAGUAUUUUAUCAAGAAUAGGCACCUGAUCAGGGAACAAAUGAAUGAGUGAAACAUGAUUUUAAGUUCUAACUUGCACACGUUCUGCUGGAGAUUUUAUUGUAAAAAUGUAUGGUGAUUUUAAAGGUACAUGGUAUUUAUUUGCAAA